AUGCCCGUCGUCAUGGCCACAACCGUCAGACGCAUCAAGCACGAAAUGAAAAUUCGGCGCUCCCUGUCAAUGGCUCCCAAAGCGGAUAGCCAGUCGGGACCUUACAAAGCUGUUCCAGCGCCGAAGCCGCUAGCCAAUCCUCCUCCGUAUCGUCAACCGCCGCCGCCAGCUAAUUCAUCACCCGUGCUGGCCGCUGCACGGCCUCAUUUACAUCACAACGACCCGUCUGUUGUUACUUCAGCCGCUGCCUCAGCCGCUGCCAGCACUGCCGCCGCGUCCGAGUCGAAUCCAAAGAGCACCGGUCACGGACUCUUGGCGCACUCUUCCAAAUUUCCGAUUGAACGUGAACUUGUAGUCACUACUGGAGAUAAGAUUGCCGAGGUAGGACGCAUUGAACGCAUCGGACCCGAGUCUAAAACGUCGUCAGAGAACAAAACUGAGACAGAAUCCUCUAACAUGCAAACCAUAGUGACGCAGUCAGCCUGGAACGAGGAAAGACGCACGAUCACGCAGGGGCGAAACGGCGAAGUUAUUGCCGGAGCACCUCACCACGCUGGGCACCAUUACCCGGACGGAUACGAUCAUGUCUCUGGCUCCGAGGAAUUGCAUCGACCCGCCUCAUAUAUGCCAAUGCAUAUCCAUUAUACGGGAUGGCGCCAGGAGAACAACUACGUUCCUAUGAAUUUUGACGGCCGCAUUCAGCACCAACAGCAGCAGCACCAACAGCAGCAACAGCACCAACAGCACCAACAGCAUCAGCAACUGCACCAGCACCAGUCGCAACAAUCCUUCGGUCUGACCAGUAAUAACGCUACGGCCACCGGAUUGGGCGAUCAUUCUCUCAGUUUCGACUCGCAGCACACGGGAUCUACAAGUCUGCGCGACCCAUUCGCGCCCACUUCUCAUUCCAAUUCCUCCCAUAUGACUCAGUAUGAAAUUCAAGUCGACAGUGAGCGAGCUGAUAGGCCCAGCAAUGUCACGGUAGCACCAUGGAACAAUCAAGGCAGCGAUACGUCGACUUUCGACCGUCUUCGUGACACCUGCAACAAAAUGUUCUUAAGGGACGGUCACCUACGUGGAUCGUCUCAGUUUGCUCUAUCGCCCACGUUGCCUCGGGCAAUGGAACGACUGACCAUCGAUCAGAGAAACGGUGUGGAGCCUUGCACCGUGGCCAACCCUAAUAACGAGGCGUCGAUCGCUCACUCACACGUCCCAUCGGACAAGACGCAGAAAGAAGAAGUGGACACUACAGCCGGCAACAACAAGAAUGGUUCCAUGCGCAAGAAAUUGUCUGGCAAGACCUAUCACCACAUCAAAGACAUGUUCACCACCAAGUUUAACAAAUCGACCAAGAGUAAACUUAACGGUACAGAGAACAAUGCGGGUGCGGGCCAGGAUAAUACAAACAGCUCGGCUGCCAAUACGGCCGCCGCUGUGGCCGCCGCUGCAGCCGCCGCUGAAGCCAUUGUCACUGAACACGGAAUGGGGACGCAGCAGAACGGCACUUCCGGUCACCUUGGUAGGCAGCCUGACCCAGUCCACUCAAUCAAUCAGCGCAUCAAGAGUCAACUGACUGGCCAAAGUAGCAGCAAUCACACCGUCAACAACAACAACCCACAACAGGUGUGGGGAAGCUACGGCCGCCAAUCAGCCAGAAUGGAAGCAUCCAUCAAUGAAAGCGAUGCCAGCGCAUUGGCUAAGCUGACGCUGAGUCCCACUCCUAAUGGUUCCGAAUCUCUCGCACCCACCCAAAGCCCUUACAGUUUACGACAUAAGCCAUCCGUCACGUUCCGCAUGGAUUUGAAUAACGAGUGUCAGUACAGUGGUGGAGACAAUUCAUCUUCUUCGGUGGCUGCUUCGGCUGUUGCCGGCACGGCCGAGCCGGCAUCUCGAUACCAAUCGAGGGGUGGUCAGGGCCAAGUGGUCCUUUACGACGACACAAUGCAUUUCCCGCAGCACCAACAGCCUACAAAAGAAGGACCAUCUAAAAGUUCGUACGCCGACCAUGACUCCUCACUAUCCAGCAUUGCAUCAGCCGGCCAAGGCAUGAAAAAUCGCUCUGUAUUCGGCUACAGCGACUACGAUGUGCCACAAAAAUCCGUUUCGCUCAGUUCACCCAUGAUGAAUGAAGGCGGUUCAUCGAGUGGCCAUCAGUCGGCCGGUAGCUCUUCCGACUUGGACAAGCGAAGUGGGCAAUCGGUGAGCACCACAGAUUCGGGCCUGGGUGUUUUAACCGAUCCUUCGGGUCAGCGCAGUCGCGUCAACUGCCAACAAAAUUACCAACUGGAUACGAGCACGGAAGCAGAGAUGUUCGGCGGACGGACAGGCCAGCUGAAUCAUUCUUCGUCAGACUGGGCUGACGCAGCCGAUCGUGAAGUGAACAAUGUGAUGGAGAUGAGAAGCUACCAGUCAAAGAACUCACAGCAAGGGCUCCAAUCGGCUACCCCACCUCUACCUCCCCUGUCGCCCGAUGUUUCUCCAAAACCGACACCCAAGUUGCAGCAAAAGUUCAAUAACAGUAAACCCGAUUUACUCGAACCCACCAAUGGCCACAGUCCGAUGGUGCAGCGCGUCAAACCUACAACACCGGCAAAGCCUAUGGCCAAUUCUCACCGCGCAAGCGCAGUUAUCGAAAGCCAAACAAAGCUUGGACAUCAUGCAAAACGGCGUGGUGAAGAAAGCAAGAGUUCUUUGGCAUCGAAAUCGUUUUCCUCCGCUAAACUAAGGAGCUCCAAAUCCACUGGAGCAUUACAUCCUCUAACGGCUCUACAAGAAGCUCUCGAUCUCGGAGACAUCACGUCCACCACAACAGGCCUCGACUUAGACGCCGAUUCAGACUCGAGCUCGUCGCACAGCGACGAUGAUCUGAGUACAACGAUGGACAUGAAUGAUUCCAGGACGAUUCGUCGUCAGUUAGAAGGACUGGAAUCCAUGUAUUCAGAGGUUUUGAAAGCCUUGCACAAGAAAUCAACUCGAUCAGGACCGUCCGACUAUAAACUGUCGAAACGAAGAAUGUAUGGGAGCGUUUCUUCUUUACCCAGCUCCGUCUGUAGCCGACCCGUUUAUCGUGAUCGCCGGAGGAACGAAGAACGCCGCCGUCCAAAAGAGUCCAAGUCUUCAAACAAAAGGUUCCAACGUUUGGAAUCACACGUUGUGACACUGGCUCGAAGUGUGGCCCAUCUCUCGUCUGAAAUGCGAACCCAACACAUAAUGAUCCAGGAAAUGGAGACCAUUCGAAGUGAAAUUGCCCAGUUGCGAACCAUUCCCAUGAGGAUGGGUUCGGGAAAUCCUUACAACACCGGAGCCAGUGUUAAAUUACCCAGAGGUUACCGAGUGGAUCGUGACACUUGCUGGCAAGGUGCCGUUCCUGCUCUAACAGAUCCUUCACGUGUAAAAAAGUUGACCAGCUUCUUCGGUGACGAGCCACCCCUCUUAAGGAUCUUCCUCAAGAAGUUAGGUUAUGAGAAAUACGCUCCGCUGUUUGACCAAGAAAAGAUUGGCAUGAUUGAAUUGCCCUACCUGACCGAAGAGCGGCUGCAUAAAAUGGGCAUCCCUAUGGGUCCCCGAAUUCGGAUUUUGCAGGAAGCACAACUUUCUAUCCGCUCCGACAGCAUGAACGAUUACGGGAUGGUUUAAAAGUGCGGAUAGAUUUCAAACUCGUUUAUUUUUCACUAUUGUUUUGUAUUUCGUGAAAAAAAUAAAUAAAUAAAAAAAAAAAAAAAAAAACAAAAAACAAAAAAAAAAAAAACGAAAAAAAAACAAACAAACAUACCAUGUAAUCUUCCGCUCUUGAAUUGCGAUUUACCGUUGACUGUAUCCAUUGGUCGUAUUGGUCUCUACAAAAAUCUCUAACUGCGUUUUUUAUACACUUCUCACAUGCUUCUCAAAUAUCGAAUACAUUUUAUAUCAAAGUUGUCA
Daphnia magna is the source of this 3918-nucleotide messenger RNA. Its product is annotated as cell wall protein IFF6-like. Gene Ontology annotation, molecular function: protein binding. The record is from RefSeq and is a predicted model, not a curated record. Lineage: Eukaryota; Metazoa; Arthropoda; Branchiopoda; Diplostraca; Daphniidae. Gene Ontology annotation, cellular component: cytoplasm.